AAUGAUUUUAUACUAAAAUUGAGUCAAACAAAUCAGAAGAAAAGAUGGAACAGACAUAUUCAAUUGAAAUAAUCCAACCAUCCGAUUUAGAGAAUCUAUCAACACAGGAUAAUGUGAUUGAAUUAACAGAUGUAGGAAUCAUUGGAUUAGAUUCAUUAUGCCGUUUAUGUGCAAAUCGUAGUGAUCAUCUAAUACCCAUUUACGAUGGUGAAGGUUUAGAUUAUCAAUUGGAAGCAAAAAUCAAUCGUCAUUUUCCAUUUUCCGUGGAGCGAACGGAUACUUUACCCACACACUGUUGUUAUCAAUGUGCAAGUACUUUAUUGACUUGGCAUGAAUUAAUUGAAACUAGUAUUGAAGCGGAUCGACGAUUGAAAGCUCUAGAGUUUGACACAGUUGUCCAAUUUAAUCAUAAACUGGAAAAUCUAGAAGAACCAGCUGCACCGGAAGAAGUUAUACCCGAUGAAACCACUGAAAUAUAUGAAGAAGCUCAAGAAACUGAGAAUAUCAGUGAUGUUUCUACAAAUGAUCAACAAAGAUCACAUGCUGCCGUUUUGGUCAGCUUCUCAUCGUAUCACAACGCUCAAAAAGCUUUACUAUUCAAUCAAGCGGCCGACGAUCAAUCAACACAAGCAAUAACUACAGAAGAACGUUUAAAAAUUGAAGAGAAUCAACAGAAUUCUGUCGAAGAUGGUAUCGAAACGUUACCAUUAAGUGAACGAGUUCGCCAAAAAUUAUAUCGUUGUGAUACAUGCAAUGAAACGUUUAAAACCUUAAGACAUUUUAAAAAUCAUUUGACUGUAACGUUACACAAAGCAAGGCUACUCAGACCAACGUUAGAACGAUCUUCUUCCGUCGAACGGCAACGAUUUUAUUGUGAUAUAUGUGAUUAUGGUUUUAGUGAGCAGAAUGUUAUGUUACAACAUCGUGAACAAACUCACGAAAAUUGUCAUAAAACUAACAAUGAUCAUUUACCGGAAACAACGGAAGAAAAAAAUGAAGAAUCCAAGUCUGUGGAAGUUGAUGAGGAAGUUAAAAUGCCUCCACAUCAAGAUACUCUUGCAUUAGCUGUAAGUAUAAUCAAAACUGAGUUAAACGAAGUCGAAAAACUUCACGAAACCACCGUCGAACAAACCAUUUGUUACAUUUGCAAAUCACCAUUUGAAAUAAAAGACGAUCUAAAACGACAUAUCCGAAUCCGUCAUCCUGAAACACACAUCCAAAAAGUUGUAAAACGUCGUAAAAAAUCUGAAAUCACACCGAAUUUCUAUUGUGAUGUAUGUUUAAAAGGAUUUACACGAAAAUAUGAUAUGCAAAAACAUCGUAAGCAAUCCCAUUCAGAUGUGCCCGAAAAGGAGAAUGUUAAGAAGAGUAAAUCGCAACGGAAUGCUGAGCUAUUGGCACGAUGUAAAAUUGAAUACGAAGGUCGACCACAUUAUAAAUGUGAACAUUGUAAUCGUAUUAUUCAUUUAUCGUAUAAUUUUCUUCGGCAUCAGACAAUUCAUACGGGAGUGCGAGCGUUUUUCUGUCAUUUAUGCGGGAAAAGUUUUCGAUUGUCAAGUGGUUUAAAUCGUCAUAUUAAAGAAUUACAUUAUGGUGUGAAAAAUUAUCCCUGUGAUAUGUGCGGACGAUGUUUUGCGUCGAAAAAUACACGAGAUGAUCAUAUGAACAUACAUACGGGGGCUCGGCCCUUUGUUUGCGAUCAAUGCGGGAAAUGUUUUAAACAAAAAGCUUCGUUACAUGUGCAUAAAAUUUUCCAUACUAAUGAAAAACCGUAUGUUUGUGGUACGUGUGGAAAACAAUUUCGACGCGCAACCGAACUUAAAGUACAUGGUUGGUUACAUACAGGACAUAAACCGCAUGCGUGUACAACAUGUGGUAGUACAUUUCGUUUGGCGCAAGAUUUAAAACGACAUCAAAAGACACAUAGUAAAGAUUUUCAAGUGGCAUGCGAAGAAUGUGGCGCUUGUUUUGGACAAGCACGAUAUUUAAAGAGUCACUUAAAAACGCAUCGUAGAAAAGAGGCAGCUGCUGUGUUAAAUAAUACAGAAACAGUUGAACAAGUUGUUGCUGAAGAGGAUGUGGAGGAAACUGAAACGAAAGUUUUGGUUAAUAAUGUAACAAUUCUACCAGAUAUUAAUGUGGCUCCUGAAUAUAUUGUUAGCAGUUAGCCCCAAUUACUGAACGUUUGAACGUUUUUAUUUUGUUAGUCUCACGUAUUACUCCCAUCAAAUUAGAUUAGAAGUUUUGGGUGCAGCAAUGCCACCGCCUAUGCCAAGUUCUUUUUAGUUUUUUACCUAUAAAAUAAAAAUUUUCAUAUGCGCCGAAAUAAAAAAGUAUAGGUCAGUUCAAAGUUAUGGAGCGUAAA
Chrysoperla carnea is the source of this 2365-nucleotide messenger RNA. Its product is annotated as zinc finger protein 260-like. Gene Ontology annotation, molecular function: zinc ion binding. The coding region runs from base 45 to 2168 and encodes 707 amino acids. The record is from RefSeq and is a predicted model, not a curated record. Gene Ontology annotation, cellular component: nucleus. NCBI's taxonomy places the organism in Eukaryota, Metazoa, Arthropoda, Insecta, Neuroptera, Chrysopidae. The transcript is spliced from 3 exons.